Stereum hirsutum FP-91666 SS1 is the source of this 996-nucleotide messenger RNA. RefSeq lists its product as uncharacterized. Bases 361 to 561 code for a protein of 66 amino acids. Lineage: Eukaryota; Fungi; Basidiomycota; Agaricomycetes; Russulales; Stereaceae. The transcript is spliced from 4 exons. The record is from RefSeq and is a predicted model, not a curated record.
GGCAUCAGUGUGCUUGCCGCCCGUUUUCAUUAUCCGAUAAAUCUGUCCUUGAACUCAGUACCUUGACGCCGUCGAUCCAUAGCCAAGUUGGUCCUGAAGAUUCAUUGUCAACGGAUCGGAGAAUCACUCUGUUGUGAAUACUUAACUUGUUUCUCGCCGCUAAGCCGGUUCUAAGAUACAGAGAAUAUUUGGGUCCAAUCUGGAUCUGUAUUCGGGUUAUUCUUCAUUCCAACGAGUUGCUGGUCCAACGGCGCGCUCGACACAUUUAUUCCUUCAGUACUCUCACCUCGAUAUCAGGAUCCUCCGUCGUACGUACCAGUUUCCAACUCCUGAAACAUCGGCCUCGGAAAAGACUCGGAUAUGUAUGCUCGCGAGAGGCUCCCUCGAUAUCGACAGGGCCUCGCGGACGACUGUGUGCAAGCGCUCUCUAUGGAUCCACUCGUCGGGCCCGGCGGAAAGAUGACAGUUGGUUUCAAAGUUUAUACAUGCCAAAUGGUGCCGCUGAUCGGUCGUCGCUUGGUCAACUUACCAAUCGAAUGUGCGCCGGAUGCUCAUGCGUAGGCACUGUGAGGACCGUGCGGUGUUCUACCCUCAAAGGUGCAAGCACUCGGAUUGCAGACGCUCGCAUCGGCGAGGCAACUUUAUUGUAGCAUGCCGAAGGAGACAUUGGCACCGAUAGACUCUGUUACGGACAAUGUGUCAGUGGCCGGGCAGUUUAUUGCCCCGCCAUCCUGGUUGUCGGUGGGAAGUUGCGCGAAGGAUGAAACGGAAGGUUGCAAUUUAACAGCUAUGUAUCAGCACAGAUUGGUGGAACCUCUCAAUUCAAGGACACACAUAGGAUUCUGCGGUCUAAAGCUAAACGCUCUUCCUUACCUGUAUUUAUGUAUCCGCGGGAUUUUUCUCGUCGCUCGGAGGCGACUUCGCGGGUACUCUACGAUUGAUUUCGAACACCUCCAUGGAGAAACACGUGCUUGGGAAACUCGAGCGCGACUAGAG